This is a messenger RNA of Scophthalmus maximus (turbot), 6784 nucleotides long. It is a transcript of the gene atp2a2b, whose product is annotated as ATPase sarcoplasmic/endoplasmic reticulum Ca2+ transporting 2b. Gene Ontology annotation, biological process: calcium ion transmembrane transport; intracellular calcium ion homeostasis. The coding region runs from base 604 to 3732 and encodes 1042 amino acids. Gene Ontology annotation, cellular component: membrane. NCBI's taxonomy places the organism in Eukaryota, Metazoa, Chordata, Actinopteri, Pleuronectiformes, Scophthalmidae. The transcript has 24 exons. Gene Ontology annotation, molecular function: ATP binding; P-type calcium transporter activity; ATP hydrolysis activity. The record is from RefSeq and is a predicted model, not a curated record.
CACCGCAUUCGACGUACGCGAGAUCUGCAGCGGACAAACGCGAUUGGUGCCGAAGAGGACGCUGGUGAUUCUGCAAUACACGGGCGAAGCGGGCGAAACGAGCUGGGCUGCGACUCAACCACAUGUUUAAAACCGUCUAUUUGGACACAAUUUGUCCGCAAUUCGCUGUUUUAAAAAGGGAGAAGACGACGACGACAUUGAACCAGCCGGCCGCGACUGCGAUGUCGAUAUUGAGCAUUCGCUGAAGAUCUCACGGGUGGAAGCGAGCGGAGCGCAGCCGGUGAAUUCAAGCCGAGUCCAACAGUUAGCUAGCAUUAGCGUGUUAGCUGCGUUUUAGCUCGCGAGCCGCUAAUUCGUCCACUCUUCGCCGUACACCUGCGCCCCGUGUUGUUGCCGUCGAGCCGGCAUCAGUCCACACCGGUGCCCCCCUCCCUCCCUCCUCUCCUCCGCUGAAAUAUUCUCCAAGGUUUUUUUUUUUGUAUUAGUUUCAUAUCCACGGCGUGACACGACACGACACGAGACGAGGAGGCAACUGCGACAGGUCGUAACGUUCAGGAGCAGCCGGGCGCAACGAGCGGUUUGUCCCCCGAGUGGCCGUUCACCAUGGACAACGCGCACACGAAGACGGUCGAGGAGGUCUACAGCUUCUUCAACGUGAACGAGAGCACGGGGCUGAGUGCAGAGCAUGUGAGGAAGCAGCGGGAGCGAUAUGGACCAAACGAACUGCCAGCUGAGGAGGGUAAAUCCCUUUGGGAACUGGUGAUUGAGCAAUUUGAGGACUUGCUUGUGAGGAUCCUGUUACUCGCCGCCUGCAUAUCCUUUGUGCUAGCCUGGUUUGAAGACGGAGAGGAAACCGUCACUGCUUUUGUGGAGCCCUUUGUUAUCCUACUUAUUCUCAUAGCAAAUGCUAUUGUGGGAGUCUGGCAGGAGCGAAAUGCAGAAAAUGCCAUUGAGGCGCUUAAAGAGUAUGAGCCAGAGAUGGGGAAGGUGUACCGCCAGGACAGGAAGAGCGUCCAGAGAAUCAAGGCCCGGGACAUUGUGCCUGGGGACAUUGUGGAGGUGGCAGUUGGCGAUAAAGUGCCAGCAGACAUCAGGCUGACUUCUAUCAAGUCGACCACACUCAGAGUAGACCAAUCGAUUCUUACAGGAGAGUCUGUGUCUGUGAUCAAACACACCGACCCGGUGCCAGACCCACGUGCUGUCAACCAGGACAAGAAGAACAUGCUCUUUUCUGGCACCAACAUCGCAGCCGGAAAGGCCGUAGGUGUGGUGGUGGCCACCGCAAGCAGCACAGAGAUCGGCAAAAUCCGAGAUGAGAUGGCGUCAACGGAGCAGGAGCGCACACCGCUGCAGCAAAAGCUGGAUGAAUUCGGACAGCAACUGUCCAAGGUUAUCACACUGAUCUGCAUUGCCGUGUGGAUCAUCAAUAUUGGGCAUUUCAACGAUCCUGUCCACGGAGGCUCUUGGAUCCGCGGUGCUGUCUACUACUUCAAGAUCGCUGUGGCUCUGGCGGUUGCUGCAAUCCCCGAGGGUCUGCCUGCUGUCAUCACUACUUGCCUGGCGCUAGGAACGCGCCGCAUGGCUAAGAAGAACGCUAUUGUCCGCAGUUUGCCCUCUGUGGAGACCCUUGGCUGCACGUCUGUCAUCUGCUCUGACAAGACUGGCACUCUGACCACCAAUCAGAUGUCUGUGUGCAGGAUGGUUGUCCUUGACCGAGCUGAGGGUGAGCACUGUUCCUUUAAGGAAUUCACUGUCACAGGCUCCACAUACGCCCCAGAUGGAGAAGUGUUCCACGAUGGCAAACCAGUCAAGUGUUCCCAGUACGAUGCCCUGGUGGAGCUGGCCUCCAUCUGUGCUCUCUGUAAUGAUUCCUCACUGGACUAUAAUGAGACCAAAGGUGUGUUUGAGAAGGUGGGUGAGGCCACAGAGACGGCUCUCACAUGCCUGGUGGAGAAGAUGAACGUGUUUGACACAGAUGUCAAAGGCCUGUCCAAGAUCGAGCGAGCCAACGCCUGUAAUUCUGUGAUCAAGCAGCUAAUGAAGAAAGAGUUUACCUUGGAAUUUUCCAGAGACCGGAAGUCCAUGUCUGUGUACUGCACUCCAAACAAAGCCCGUUCCUCUGCUGGCAAGAUGUUUGUAAAGGGUGCUCCAGAGGGAGUGAUUGAUAGGUGCACACACGUCCGUGUAGGCAAUAACAAGGUGCCACUGACCCCCGGCAUCAAGGAGAAACUCAUGUCCGUCAUCAGGGAAUAUGGAACUGGCAGGGACACCCUGCGCUGUCUGGCUCUGGCCACCCGAGACAACCCCAAGAGCAAAGAUGAGAUGGUGCUGGAGGACUCCACCCGCUUUAUUGAGUAUGAGACUGAUCUGACGUUUGUCGGCUGUGUGGGCAUGCUGGACCCUCCCAGAGCAGAGGUGGCAGCGUCUAUUAGACUCUGCCGUCUUGCAGGCAUCCGAGUCAUUAUGAUCACUGGAGACAACAAGGGGACGGCGGUGGCCAUCUGCAGACGCAUUGGUAUCUUCGGCGAGGACGACGACGUCUCCAGUAUGGCUUACACUGGACGAGAGUUCGACGAUCUGUCACCUGCCGCACAAAGAGACGCUGUGGUCAAGGCCCGCUGCUUCGCUCGUGUUGAGCCUUCACAUAAAUCCAAGAUUAUCGAGAUCCUGCAGUCCUUUGAUGAGAUCACAGCUAUGACUGGCGAUGGAGUGAACGAUGCUCCUGCUCUUAAGAAGGCCGAGAUCGGCAUCGCCAUGGGCUCCGGUACGGCCGUGGCCAAGAGUGCCUCCGAGAUGGUGCUGGCUGACGACAACUUCUCCACCAUUGUAGCUGCAGUCGAGGAAGGCAGAGCCAUUUACAACAACAUGAAGCAGUUCAUCAGAUACCUCAUCUCUUCAAAUGUGGGCGAAGUUGUCUGCAUCUUCCUGACUGCAGCUCUCGGGUUCCCUGAGGCUCUAAUCCCUGUUCAGCUGCUCUGGGUCAACCUUGUGACCGACGGUCUGCCUGCCACCGCCUUGGGCUUCAACCCACCAGACCUGGACAUCAUGAACAAACCCCCACGCAACGCCCGCGAGCCCCUGAUCUCCGGAUGGCUCUUCUUCAGAUACCUCGCCAUUGGAUGUUACGUUGGUGCUGCCACUGUCGGUGCUGCUGCCUGGUGGUUUGUUGCUGCUGAGGAUGGACCAAGGAUUACGUUCUACCAGCUGAGCCACUUCCUUCAGUGUGGUCCAGAGAACGCAGACUUCCAGGAUCUGGACUGUAAGAUCUUUGAGUCCCCUUACCCUAUGACCAUGGCCCUGUCUGUGCUGGUCACCAUUGAGAUGUGCAAUGCCCUAAACAGUGUGUCAGAGAACCAGUCCCUGCUGCGUAUGCCUCCCUGGGAGAAUGUGUGGCUGCUGGGAGCCAUUUGCCUCUCCAUGUCCCUUCACUUUCUCAUCCUCUACGUGGAGCCUCUUCCAAUCAUCUUCCAGAUCACCCCUCUGAAUCUGACUCAGUGGCUGAUGGUGCUCAAGAUGUCGCUGCCUGUCAUUCUGCUGGACGAGUUCCUCAAGUUUGCCGCCAGGAACUACCUGGAGCCUGGUAAAGAGCUGGAGAAGCCUGCCGGCUCCAAAGGCUGCUGCCUAUCUGCAUGUAUGGAGGGCAUCUCCUGGCCCUUCGUGGCCCUCUCCCUCCCCCUGGUCCUCUGGAUCUACAGCUCCGACACUAACAUGGCCGACAUGUUCUGGUCCUGACUGACUUGAGCACAACCUCGACUUUUCCGCCACCAUCAUUCCACCCCCCUCCCUCUCUCCCUCCUCCUUCUUACCACCAUCACGUCACUCUUUCUUCCCCCUCCCUCCUCCUUCUCUGCCUUCCUACAUAAGCAUAGCUAGUGUGUGUGUGUGUGUGUGUGUGUGUGUGUGUGCGCGUGUUUGUAGAGUUAGAGUGUGUGCUUGUGCGUGCCUACCGUGUGUGUAUGAGAAGGACCAACUUUAACACCUGAAACGUAACGAAUAAUAUAAAAUUUUAACAUUGAGAAAUAACCUGUUUUGUGUUGGGAUAGUAGGAUUUGUGAAUGGAUGAGGCUUUCAAAUGCGAGUGUUAGACGACCAUCACUCCUGUAGCUGUGGACGCUGUUGCUGGUUUUGAAGGAAAUAUACUGUCGCCAUUUUCUUUUUCUUUCUUUUUUUGUCAAUAUUGCCUCUGAGGUUUAUAUUUUAAAUGAUUUUGGGGAAUAUAUUUUGUCUUAUGUCACUACAGUACCAACAGUAGAUAGUUUCGCUGAGAUUCCCUCUCCAUGGAAAAAGAAAAUUUAAGAUAUCAGAAAAAACAUUGAUCUGUACAGAGAAUGAACACUAUUAUGCAAUUUUUUUUUUUUGUUGUUUUUUAAAUGGCUUUGUAAAUUGUUUGACCAGCGUGGCUUAGACAUACCGCCUUCAUUUAAUUUCCAAUGUUUACCAUUGUGUCUUCAGUAUAAAACUCAGAACUCUUUCAGAGAGGACAACCUGCGUGUGGCAGACGAGGACGGGGGAAGGUUUGGGAGUGAACGUGUGAAUGCUCCACAAAAGAGAGAGGGGAAAAAAAGAAUCAUGGAAAUUAAAAGCUGCAUGUCUCGUGACCAAGCAUGAACUGUAUAUGGUUUUCUCAUUUCUAAUUUAAUUGUGUAUGUCCCCCCCUCCCCCAUUGUUAAAGAGUAUAAAUUCAUGGAUGUUUUUUUACUAUAAUGAUUUGAAAAAAAAGCCAGUUUUUCUGCACUGGGCAGAGCACAGCUACCUCAACAUGAUAAAAAUAUUAUUUUUUGCUCAUCUCUAGACACUCUCCUUCAAUGGUCUUGCUAAAGCGUAACAUCUGAGGUGUGCCCCUAUUUGCUUGUGCAGAAAACAAAGAACACAAUCUUCCUUCACUCUUAACACUUUUAAGGAUAUAUAUUCUUUGUCUUGAUUUUUAAAAAUCUUUUUUGACUUUCAUUAACUUUAAUUUUAUUUUUUUGCUUUGGAGACAGAACUGAAUGGGGAUGUUGUGUGGUAAUAACCAUCUCCAUGGCGUUUGAUUCAAAGGAUGGUAAUAUUAAAAAUCUUAAGAAAACAAUACUAAUACAAAAUGAACUUGGAACGAAAAUAUGAUCCCAAAAUGUUUGUUUUUUUUACUUCAAGGAAAAAAUAAUACACUCUUGAACCCUUUGAAUCAAAGUGUUUUCUGUCUUUAUUCAAUGGGACUGAGGCCAAUGGUUAUCAACAUUAUUCACCUCCAGUGUUUUUGUAUGUGCAUAUGAUACUUGAAUACAAACCAUUUCAGACAUAUGAAUGCUUCAGUCUUCUUGGCACAACACGAUGAGAGGAAGGAGGAAAUAACGACGACGGUGAAACCGAUCUCUAGGCUUGAAUGUUUAGAGAUCUUAGUUUGUGCUAAGUGGGAUACCAUACUUUGUGAUAGUGUAUACAUGUUGGAUCAGAGCCCAUACGGUCAGCUACACUAAUCCUAAGCAUCCUAUUGUAUGGAAAAUGUUAGGAACACCCCCUCCCUCCCCCUCCAUUGUCUUAAAGCAUGCUUUUUUGGCCGGGGGGGGGUCGGUGUUAGAAGCCUGCGUUUGUUUGCACUUUGUGUGUGUUUGUGUUCCACUUAACUGUGUGCUUUCUUCCUCAAUGCCUUCCAUUGGCUCCCCUGUCACUAGAGUUGGCUCUCAUAAAAAGUUUCACAAAAUUUAAAGAGUGGGCUCCGAGGCUGGAGUCGUCCUACCAUCCAGCAUGUGCGCUCACUCUUAGCGCCACACACCUUCCGACACCACGGUGACCAGCAGUGUGUGUGUUUGUGUAUGUGUGUGUGUGUGUGUGUCUGUAUGUACCGUUGCACCAACAACAAAAAAAAGGAAAUUCCCAGUAAUAACACCAAAUACAUAGGGGUAGAAAAACUGUUCCCAUGGCCCCAUGCACCACAAACACAUGAACACACACCUCUCAACACACUCAUACCUCUGCGUGCAGAUGCUAAAUCAAUACGAUACUGUUCCAGGUUUUGUGUGCGACCUUGUUGUCGUCCCCCCUCUUGCAUGAAGAUUUUUUUUCCAAACUUCUAUGGUAGUGUAGAGAACCUUUAAAAAAAAAACACUGGGUUAAAUGGUCUUAGCUGUACAUCGGUGUACAAAAAAAAACAUGCAUGCGUUUCAGCUGUAUGUAGGCUUUGCAAUUUGUAUUUAUAGAUUCUAAUGUAUAAUACGCCAGCGACAUAUUAAGAUGCUUUUAAGAUGGUUAUAUCGUAGAUUUAAGGGAAAAAAUCACUGUUUUUAUUGUAACGAUCUGGGUAAUUUGCACAAUAUUAGACGAUGAGAACUGACUCAUACUGAACUUGACUGUGCUCUACUUGAGUUUGAUAUAUGUUUUUUUUACUCUUUAUCCCCCCGCCUCUUUUUUAACUACUGUAGGCUGAUCACCAAACCAUUUACAUUACUGAGUUAGUCCUUUACUGUGAGGACUACAGACUGACACUUUGAUUCAUUGGUAAUCCUGCAAUACAACAGUGUUCUCCUGAUUUCUAAUGGCCUCUGCGUUAUCUUACUAUUAUUAUUAUUAUUAUUAUUAUUAUUAUUACUACUACUAUCAUCAUCAUCAUAUAUCUUUAUCAACUGCUGUAAAACUGUGAUCUAAUGUGAGGGGGGGGGGCCAUAUGCGGGCCCCCCUCGGUAAACUCCUGGUCGAAGAACAAUAUUAACCAUAUGUAAAAAGACGAUCAUUAUUGAAGGUUGAUAAUGACUGUACAUGCAUCACUGAGGUUGUGGUUUCAGGUAAAUAAAACGGUUAUAGUAUUUGA